This is a messenger RNA of Camellia sinensis, 1874 nucleotides long. RefSeq lists its product as uncharacterized. Gene Ontology annotation, cellular component: plasma membrane; endoplasmic reticulum membrane. The record is from RefSeq and is a predicted model, not a curated record. NCBI's taxonomy places the organism in Eukaryota, Viridiplantae, Streptophyta, Magnoliopsida, Ericales, Theaceae. Gene Ontology annotation, biological process: endoplasmic reticulum membrane organization.
AGACAAACUAACAUCAAAAGCUCUCUUGGAAGAAAGUCCAUUCAUUGCUUCACAGUUUCCAGCAAUUUUCCAGAUAAGCAAACAAAUUCCCCCUCUCUGCCUCUCUCUCUCUCUCUCUAAAAACCUCUCCUUGUUUCUCUCUCUACAGAUAUAUUCUAGGGUUUCUCAUUCUACCGAUUCAACCAAGGCCAACGACGUUUCACACGCUACAUAUACAUACAUCUAUAUCUAUAUACCUAUAUAUUCGAUCAACAACCGAAACGUAAGAUUCACGCUAUUCAAUUCAAUGAAGUUCCAUUUCUUACACAUUAGUCUUCUUCUCCAAUCCCAGACUCUGUUCCAGUUAUGAGAUGUACUGUGUAGUUUUGGAUGCUAAAAGGGUUUUUUAGGAUUCUGUGAAGGAGAAAAAUGAGUGCUGGGCUUUUAGAAAUUCAACCCCGAGAACUCAAGUUCAUAUUUGAAUUGAAGAAGCAAUCCUCUUGCUCUGUUCGACUAGUCAAUAAAUCCCACGACCAUGUUGCUUUCAAGAUUAAAACUACAUCUCCGAAGAAGUAUUGCGUGCGACCGAAUACUGGCGUUAUUAAGCCAAAAUCAGCUUGUGAUUUCACUGUUACAAUGCAAGCGCAAAAGUUAGCUCCUCCUGACAUGAUAUGCAAAGACAGGUUUUUAGUUCAGAGCACAGUUGUUCCUGCAGGAACAACAGAUGAGGAUGUUGAUCCUGGCAUGUUUGCCAAAGAUUGUGGCAGAUACGUUGAAGAGAACAAGAUGAGAGUGAUCCUUGUCAGCCCCCCCAAUUCUCCAGUACUAUCACCAAUCAAUGGAACAUUGAAACACGUGCCAGCUUAUGAAGAUUCAAUACUGAAAGAUCAAGUACUGAGGAAACUUGAAAGCUUUACUCCACGUCACACAGUUACUAAGGAUGUGGAAGCCAAAAUGGAAAACAGUAAGGAGGUAAAGCCAGCAAAGGGUGUGGUGUAUAAAACAAUGAAGGAUAUGGAGGAGCCAGCAAAGGAUGUAGAGUAUAAAACAAUGAAGGAUGUGGAGGACCAAGCAAAGGAUGUAGAUUAUAAAACAUUGAAGGAUAUGGAGGAGCCAGCAAAGCAUGUAGAGUAUAAAACAAGGAAGGAUGUGCAGGAGCAACCAAAGGAUGUGGAUUACAAAAUAAUGGAAGAUGUGGGUGAGCAGGUGAAGGAUGCAGAUUAUAUAGCAAUGAAUGAUGUGGAGGAGCAAGCUAAGGAUGUGGAUUGUAAAACAAUGAAGGAUGAUCAGGAGCCUGCAAAGGUAGUACAGUCUAAAACAAUGAAAGAUGAGGAGGAGCCUGCAAAGGAAGUAGAGUAUAAACCAAUGAAGGGUGUGGAGGAGCUGCAGUUAGUUAAAGAUAUUGAGGAUAUGAAGUCAAAACUUAAUGAACUUGAAUCAAAGCUAAGUGAGGCUGAAGUUACCAUUUCAAAGCUAACAGAGGAGAGGAGAUGGAUUGCUCGAGAGGGGGAAAGCUUUCGACAAGAAUUGGCUUUGUUGAGAAGUAAGAGAGGAGCAAUUGAAGUUCAGGUGGGAUUUCCUUUCCUGUUUGUUUGUAUGGUGUCACUCAUCAGUGUCAUGCUUGGAUACCUUCUAAACCGCUGAGAUAGAAAAGAAUCACAAGUAUGAAGAAGACAUUAUGGUAGAUUCAUUAUAUAAUGCCUGUAUGCUAGAAAUUUUUGUUGCAAGUGUAACAACCCUGUUCUCCAAAUCUGAAUAGAAGAGUGAAACAUGUUACUAUCUGUAUUAAGCCAAGUCACGUGAAUUGUGGAUAUGGUUUAUGUACAUAUCAAUAAAAAAAUGAAUAAUACCUAUAUAAAAAAUAAAUAAAUGAAUAAUAGAAAACUUCUACAAAA